Molecule: messenger RNA, 1028 nt
Organism: Nestor notabilis (Kea)
Lineage: Eukaryota; Metazoa; Chordata; Aves; Psittaciformes; Psittacidae
Product: inositol-trisphosphate 3-kinase B-like
Exons: 6
Biological process (GO): inositol phosphate biosynthetic process
Cellular component (GO): nucleus; cytoplasm
Molecular function (GO): inositol-1,4,5-trisphosphate 3-kinase activity; inositol tetrakisphosphate kinase activity
Source: RefSeq, a predicted model, not a curated record
AGCAAGUCAUGGCGGAAGAUCAAGAAUAUGGUGCACUGGUCCCCAUUUGUGAUGUCUUUCAAGAAGAAGUACCCUUGGAUCCAGCUAGCGGGACAUGCAGGUAGUUUCAAGGCAGCGGCCAAUGGCAGGAUACUGAAGAAGCACUGUGAAUCCGAGCAGCGCUGCCUCGACCGCCUGAUGAACGAUGUCCUGAAGCCCUAUGUUCCUGCCUACCAUGGCGACGUUGUGAAGGACGGGGAGCGAUACAACCAGAUGGAAGAUCUGCUGGCUGAAUUCGACUCCCCCUGCGUUAUGGACUGCAAAAUGGGUGUCAGGACGUACUUGGAGGAGGAGCUGAUAAAGGCCCGGAAGAAGCCGAGCCUGAGGAAGGACAUGUACCAGAAGAUGAUUGAGGUGGACCCUGAUGCCCCCACCGAGGAGGAGAACGUGAUGCGGGCAGUAACCAAGCCACGCUACAUGCAGUGGAGGGAGACCAUCAGCUCGACUGCCACGCUGGGCUUCAGGAUUGAGGGGAUAAAGAAAGAGGAUGGCACUGUGAACCGGGACUUCAAGAAGACACGGACAAAGGAACAAGUCACAGAGGCCUUCAGGGAGUUCACCAGAGGAAACCACAAUGUUUUGAACAGUUACCUUAACCGGUUGAAGGGAAUCCGUGCUACGCUGGAGACAUCCCCGUUCUUCAAGUGCCAUGAGGUAAUCGGGAGCUCCCUGCUGUUCAUUCACGACAAGAAGGAGCAGGCCAAAGUCUGGAUGAUUGACUUUGGGAAAACCACCCCACUGCCAGAGGGACAAGUUCUGCAGCACAACGUGCCCUGGGUGGAAGGGAACAGAGAGGAUGGCUACCUCUGGGGGCUGGACAACCUCAUUCAGAUCCUGACAGAGUUGUCCCAGAGCGAAGACUUGCAUUAAAGCCAUGUGUCCGACUCUGCCACUACCCCCAACCUGCCCCCGACUGACUCUUCUGAACUGCACUACAAGACACUUUCCAGCCCUGGCCCUUCCCAUCUGAAAGCUAUACUCUCCCUAUU